Penicillium chermesinum is the source of this 729-nucleotide messenger RNA. RefSeq names its product peptide alpha-N-acetyltransferase complex A subunit ARD1. Gene Ontology annotation, molecular function: protein N-terminal-serine acetyltransferase activity; protein-N-terminal-glutamate acetyltransferase activity. The record is from RefSeq and is a predicted model, not a curated record. The transcript has 2 exons. Gene Ontology annotation, biological process: N-terminal peptidyl-glutamic acid acetylation. NCBI's taxonomy places the organism in Eukaryota, Fungi, Ascomycota, Eurotiomycetes, Eurotiales, Aspergillaceae. Gene Ontology annotation, cellular component: NatA complex. The coding region runs from base 1 to 729 and encodes 242 amino acids.
AUGGUCGACAUCGUCCCUUUAAGCUCCUACCCUUCGUACAUCGACCUCCUCCCCUCAAUCCAAACAUGCAACAUCACCAACCUGCCCGAAAACUACUUCCUUAAAUACUACCUCUACCAUGCCCUCACCUGGCCCCAGCUAAGCUUCGUCGCCGUCGUCCGGCCGAAAGGCGGGUACAGCAGCAAGGGCGCGAAGGCGGGCGACGUCUCAGGCCACUACCCUAAGGUGGCGGGGUACGUGCUCGCGAAGAUGGAAGAGGAGCCUACGGACGGGAUGCAGCAUGGGCAUAUUACCAGUCUCAGUGUGAUGCGGACGCACCGGCGGCUAGGCAUCGCGGAACGGUUAAUGCGGAUGAGUCAGCGCGCAAUGGCCGAAUCCCACCGCGCAAAUUACGUCUCCCUGCACGUGCGCGUUAGCAACGUCGCCGCCCUCCACUUGUACCGCGACACGCUCCGCUUCGAGGUCGAGAAAGUGGAGAGCAAGUACUAUGCGGACGGCGAGGAUGCGUAUGCCAUGCGCUUGAACUUGGAGAGCAUGUGGAUGGAUUGGAAGGCGAUUGAGGCGCGGGACCGGGAGAACGCGAAGGACGAGGACGCGGAUGAGGGCGAGCCAGUGGGCGAGCUGGGGAAGAAGGACGCGGCGGAGGACGAUAAGAUGGUGCGGGUGAAGGUUGGGCGGGGGCUGGGUGUGGGCGACCUUGUGGAGAAGAAUGAGUCGCAGCAGUCAUGA